Molecule: messenger RNA, 2037 nt
Organism: Sporisorium graminicola
Lineage: Eukaryota; Fungi; Basidiomycota; Ustilaginomycetes; Ustilaginales; Ustilaginaceae
Exons: 1
Coding region: 1-2037 (678 amino acids)
Biological process (GO): DNA replication initiation; DNA replication
Cellular component (GO): nuclear origin of replication recognition complex; nucleus
Molecular function (GO): DNA replication origin binding
Source: RefSeq, a predicted model, not a curated record
AUGACGAGCUCCAAGAGAAAGGCGACCGACUCUCCACCUAUUUCGGCAACAGACAACGAUCAGGCUGCACUCGACCUCGAACCCUCAGCAGACGCACCCGUAGAGGCUGCGCAACCAGAACACAAACGCGCCAACCUCUUCGCAUCUUCAAGCGAUCUACUUGAACUUCCCCUCGAAGUGCUGGAACCGCUCUUACCGCUUCAAAAACAGCAAUGCCUCAACACGCUGGUUGGCAAACUCCCUCCCAUUCCCACAGAACCAGCACCGCCGAUAGCAUCCACAUCCACACUCACAUCCGCCGAAGAUGACGAUGCCGCUGUCUUUGACAACCCACCGAGCCGUAGCACUGCGGAUGACAAGACACGGUUGCAGGCAGCAGCGUGUGUGGGACUCGAGGAGGAAUGGCAUACACUUCACGGAAUGCUCCACUCUAGCGUCACGGCACAGGAGAGCAACAGCUGUUUGCUCAUCGGUGCUUCAGGUUCAGGCAAGUCGCUCCUCGUUGAUUCGGUGCUCGAUUCGAUAUGCAAGAAGGAUCCGCUAGCAGACAGCAAAUCGUACAGCAAACCGUACUACCACGUGCACCUCGCAGGAACCGUGCAGAUCAACGAUCGGUCUGCAAUGAAGGAGAUGGCGCAACAGCUCAUCUUGCAAGGUGCAUUCACCGAGGAAGACGUUGGCGAAGCAAUCGACGCUCCUUCGCUCAUGGACGACGAUGACACCACGCCCGCCCCAGAUGCUACCGCAGGGGCAGACCACGUCUUUGGCGGUGACGCAGACGAUGAAGACGAAGACGAGGCUGCUCACGCUGCCGCAGCAGCUGCAGAGGAACAAGCCGAGAUCCAAGACGAGCUUGCCGGUGCCAUCCUUUCGUCGCUUAACAACAUCAUCGCCAACAUUAUCGCCUUACUUUCCAACACCGCGUCGGCAUCCGCGACCAACUCUUCGACUGCGGCAGGAGGAGGCAGGAAACCGCUCAUCAUCACCUUGGACGACUUUGACCUGUUCACCGCACGACCGAGGCAGGCCAUGCUGUACUGUCUGCUCGAUGCGGUACAGGCGGCAUCGUACGGUGCCGGGUUGGCCGUGGUCGGGCUGACUAGUCGCGUGGAUACGGUGGAUCUGCUCGAGAAGCGCGUCAAGAGUCGCUUCUCUCAUCGCAUCUUGCACGUCCGUCCGCCCGGGUCGUUCGAUGUAUUUGAACGCAUCGUGCGCAAUGCCCUCUCACCAGCACCUUUCAACACCGACUCGUCACUAUCGAGCAUACCCACCGCACACAAGCAGUCGUUCACCCAAGCAUGGCAGCACGAUAUCGACGCCCUGUUCACCCACCCGCACGUGCGCGACGUGCUUCGGGGGAUCUACGAGCUGUCGAACGACAUUCGCAUGGUCUACCGCAUCUUGACGCCGACGCUCUGCAAGCUGUCGCUGCUGGACCCGUCGCUGGAUGUGACAAUGCUGCUCGAAACCGCGGCGGUCGAGGUGGGUGAUGGGACGAUACACAUCCUGCGCGACCUGACCGAGCCGGAGAUGGCGCUGCUCAUCGCGGUCAAGCAUCUUCAGACGCGAGACCGGCAGGUGUUCAACUUUGAGAUGUGCUUCGACGAGCUCACGCGCUUCGCCGCAAGAGAUGCACGCGAGCGUCAAGCCGCCUCUUCAACCACCACCGCCCUCGCCGCCGCUGACUCGGCAGCUGUGGGGGAAGCAGGAGGAGCAGGGUUGAGCGGGUCCGCGGUGGCAACGCCCUUCUUCGCAGACCGCAAGAUUGCGCUCAUGUCGUUUCUCGCGCUGCUCAGCCUCGAGCUCAUCCUGCCCGAAAACAGCGUGGCCAGCUUGAGCAUCGCCAACCCAGUCGCCAAGCCGUCGGCUGCAGCGAGCGCGGGAACCGGCAGGACCAACCAGGCCACCAUCCGCAAAGAGUUCUGGAAGGUCCGAUGCGUCCUCACCCCACACACGAUCGUCAACGCGGUCAAGGACCGACUCCGCCCCAUCGCCAUCUCCUCUUCCCUCGUCAAAUGGGCCUCGUCUCACGGCUGA